AGACGACCUCCGGCUCAGAAGGAGACCAAAGUCGAUUUGUGACGCAAUGGCUGACGACGAGGAGGUCAACCCCAAGGCGUAUCCUCUGGCCAAGGAGGCGCUCACUGUGACCAUCCUGGACUUGGUGCAGCAGGCUGCCAACUAUAAGCAGCUCAAAAAAGGCGCCAACGAGGCCACCAAGACGCUGAACCGGGGCACGGCGGAGCUGGUGAUCCUGGCGGCGGAUGCCGAGCCCCUGGAGAUCCUCCUGCACUUGCCGUUGGUGUGUGAGGACAAGAACGUCCCGUAUGUCUUCGUGAAGUCCAAGACGGCGCUGGGACGAGCUUGCGGCGUGUCCAGGCCGGUUAUUUCUUGCUCGAUCACAUCGAAAGAAGGUUCUCAGCUGAACACGCAGAUUCAGGAGUUGAAGGAUCAGAUCGAAAUGAUCCUGGUCUGAGGCUGAAAUGCAAAAGCCCCAUCCUGGGUUAGGAAAUAAAGGGCGAUGCGUCACCCGUUGGACUCCUCGGAUGUGCAAAGUCGGAGCAAGGACGCAAAAAGACGGCGGCCGCGGAGCGAGCGACUCAUUGGUAUCUCAAUGGCCGCAGUUUCAAAGCGGACUAUCAUAUACCCCUGGCCUGAAACCCAUGCGAACGUGUCAAGUUUUUUGGAGACCGCCGUUUGGUUGGUUUUAGGUCGGGAAACCUGAAGGAACAUGAAGGAACCCCACCAUUUGAACCCGAUUCUUGAG
Effrenium voratum is the source of this 727-nucleotide messenger RNA. The record is from the annotation of a GenBank genome assembly. NCBI's taxonomy places the organism in Eukaryota, Dinophyceae, Suessiales, Symbiodiniaceae.